GCAGGAAGGGUAUUUUGGAGAUGUGCCCAUUGGUCACAAGCUGCUAGGCUUAAGAAGGUCUGAUUACAAUGUUAUCCCAUUCUGAGGUAUAGUAUUCAGUUUCCUUCUCCAAUGAUUUAUCAAGGAUUUAGAAGUGUUUAAAAUAAAAUGAACCUGAACACUCGUUUGUGCACCCAUACUUCCCUACGAGGUGUUUAUAAAAAACAUUUAUACAAUUUUAAAUACAAGUUUGCAAAGCAGUUUACUCAGUGACUGAAACUUCCCUUCACCAAAUACAUAAAUAAAUCUGUAUCUUAGACUUGCUUGUUUGUGGGUGAGAAUAUUAGAGUGUUCAAAAUGCCUCAUAUGUUUGGUAUAAGGUAGGUCCAUUUUACCUGCUUGCACAAGACAAAUGAAUUCAUGGCAAUUAAGUUAUCUCCCAGAAAGUUCAUGGCAAAGUCAACAUUUGAAUUGGGGGCUUCUGAUUCAUAGCUUGUGCUCUUAAUCUCGCAAACUUCAUUUCUGGAAUUGUGUAGACUGCUUAAAUAUUAUUUUGGCACAAGCAUUGGAGUUUGCCAUACUACUCAAGAGGCAGGAUCUGCCAAAUCCAAAGAUGCCACUUAUCAACUUGAUCUGUUUGCUCUAAUUGGUUCCUAUGUGUGCGUGCAAGGUGGAUGAAAUGGGGCUAUAGACCCCAUUUCUGUCAGCAUAUGGAAUCAGUUGUGUUACAAUCCAUCUUUGCAUAUUUCAUUCAUUCAUUCAUUUGAUUUCUAUACCGCCCUUCCAAAAAUGGCUCAGGGAGGUUUACACAGAUAAAUAAUAAAUAAAUAAGAUGGAUCCCUGUCCCCAAAGGGCUCAUAAUCUAAAAAGAAACACAAGAUAGACACCAGCAACAAUCACUGGAGGUACUGUGCUGGGGGUGGAUAGGGCCAGUUACUCUCCCCCACUAAAUAAAGAGAAUCACCACAUUAAAAGGUGCCUCUUUGCCAAGUUAGCAGGGAUUAUUUGGGAGCAGUAACAGGGAAUGGCAGAAUGCAAGAAAUGGCAGGUUAGUGUUUAUGUUACUCCAUUGCUUUUCUACAGGAUAUCUUCCUUGGGCUGAGCUAAAAUGACUCCUCUUUUUAGAGUUGCAGUUCUAGUUUUUCAUGCUCUUCAUCAUUUUCAGUAAAAAGCCAAGUGCAGAGGAGCACUGUAUUUUGUUAUGUGUGUGUUCUGAAUGCUCGGUUCAGAAAUGUGGGUCACAGAACUAGGAUGUGCCAAUUUCUGUGCCUGGAGGUACAGAAAUGGCUAUUGAUGCUUGUCAGAAACCAUCUGUAUUCUUUGACUGACAAUGUUAGUGUUCAUGCACAUGUGAGUAUAUAACUCUUCUCGGGCAGUGAUGAGUCCACUUUAUUCCUGCCUUUGUCUGACAGUGGGCAUAUGUCACAAUUAGGGAAAUUAAAAGCUAAUAUUGUCCAGGAAGAGCCGUGAUACUUCUUCAAAUGCUAGCACUGAUUGCUUUGGUCUUUAUGGGGAUUGGUGGUCCCCUGGAAGCAGGCAUUUGACUAGGAAGAGGAAGAAAUGUUGCUUGGAGCCAUCCAUUACGGAAGGCCAUACUUGCUGUGAUGCAGGAUCUCCUGCUACUUAGUUUUUAAUUUAAAAGCAGCACUGGGGGUAGGAAUGAUUUGAAUCAGAGUUGCAGCACUGGCAGAAGUAUUAUUUAACCCUUUCCUCCAUGCUGUUCUCGUGUUCUCUUUAAAUUGCACUCUACCAGCUUUUCUUUGCUCUGUAGGGGGAAUCCAUAGUACCUGCGUAUAUUCCCCUAUGGGAUAAAUAGCAGCUGGGGAUAGGUGGUUUUUUUUGUUUUCAGUCGUGAGAACAAUGUGUGUUGAUGUGGGGGAGGUGAGAAGGGUUUAAAAGCACAUCCCUUGCUCUAGUGCUGCAGUCCUGAUUCAGAUUGCAAACCCCACCUCCUGUAGCUGCUUUUGAAUUUGAUCCUAAGGCUUGAGAGAACCUAGUAACUAUUCUGGUCUUCAUUAUCAAGCAUGUUUAUGUAUCUCCUCAGUCAUUGUACCUUGUACUACUUUAUAUUUCAAACCAACAAUAAAGAGACCUGAUAUACAAUACUAAGAAUGCACAUACCAUCUAUUUAAUACAAAAACAUACUGAUAUACAGCACAUAGAAUAUGUAUGUCUACAUAAGUGUAAACAUGUUCUACAAUGGGCCACCGGUUAUGUUCAGUUUUAGCACAAGAGUCUUUGUCAGUUAAUUAUGAGGAACUGGUUCAGUAUAUGGUCUUAAUUCCACCAGAAGACAAAGCAAAAGUGCUUUGAGUUCAGUUCCUCCCUGCAGGUGUGUUCAACUACUGAGAAUAUCCAUUGCCUUGCUUUUCACAAUGGGUAGCUUUCUAUAACGUCAUUAUAUGGUGAUCUGUAGUUUAAAACCACCACCUGUUGAAGUAUUUCACAAUUAUUAUUUUUAGGUAUGGUAUAUUUUUAAUAUGCCAUGCAGGAUAUAUUCAGUGUUUCCUUCACCAAAACAAAAAGUGAAUGAGUUGCCUUGAUGAUGAACUUCAGACUUGGAAAGCGUCUUCAGAAUACUCUUGAGACCUUAACGCAGCUUGGGUCUAGAACCUUGACUUGCUAAGUGCUUUUUUAUUACCAAAAGCAGUAUGUCAGUACUCCACAUCCACUUUUUUUAAAGACAAGAAUAGAAGGUUUCUCUGAUCAUGGACUUUGAAGAAAUCCCAGACUUUUCAAAUCUACAGGAGGAAACCGCAUACUGGAAGGAGCUGUCUUUGAAGUACAAACAAAGCUUCCAGGAGGCACGUGAAGAGCUGGCUGAAUUCCAGGAGGGCAGCAGAGAAUUGGAAGCAGAGUUGGAGGCCCAACUGGUACAGGCUGAACAGAGGAACCGGGACUUGCAAGCUGACAACCAAAGAUUAAAGCAGGAACUGGAAACGUUAAAGGAGAAACUUGAGUACCAGUAUGCACAGAGCUACAAGCAAGUGUCAUUAUUGGAGGAUGACCUGAGUCAGACCCGGGCAAUUAAAGACCAGCUGCAUAAAUAUGUAAGAGAGCUAGAACAAGCCAAUGAUGACCUUGAGCGUGCGAAGCGGGCUACAAUUGUUUCCUUGGAAGACUUUGAACAAAGGCUGAAUCAGGCCAUUGAAAGAAAUGCCUUUUUGGAAAGUGAGCUGGAUGACAAGGAAUCUUUGUUAGUUUCUGUACAAAGGCUGAAGGAUGAAGCAAGAGAUUUAAGGCAAGAACUAGCAGUGCGAGAAAGACAACAAGAAGUAACCAGGAAGUCAGCUCCUAGUUCCCCAACUCUGGACUGUGAGAAGAUAGAUUCAGCUGUCCAGGCUUCACUAUCUCUGCCAGCGACACCUGUUGGGAGAAGUUGUGAGAACAGCUUUCCCUCUCCAAAAGCUAUUCCCAAUGGCUUUGGUACCAGCCCCCUCACUCCAUCAGCUAGGAUAUCUGCACUCAACAUUGUGGGUGAUCUCCUAAGAAAAGUGGGGGCCUUGGAAUCCAAACUAGCUGCUUGCCGAAAUUUUGCAAAGGACCAGGCAUCGCGAAAAUCUUACGUUUCAGGGAAUAUAAACAGCAGCAUGAUCAACAGCAAUGGCAUGAAGUUCUGUCAUUCAGGACACACAACAUUCUACGACAAAGCCCCCUGUAGUCUUCUCCCUGCCCCCAAUUGUCGCUGGAUCCUGAAACAGCCACGUAUGCUUGUGGACUCGGCCCAGUCUGCUGCUGCCGCUGCCGCCUUAUGAACGGCCUGUGGUUGGGUGGUGGGACUGACUGAGGACAGUCAACGGCUUUGACCAAGGUCCACCACCAGGUCUAGGAGGUUCCAGACCAUCAUCUGCACCGGGCAUGCUCCCUUUGAGUGUAUGAAUGGUUGUAGGGCCACAUUGGGACUUGAAAUUGGUUCUUGAAGGAACAAGAAGAGAGCUGUUUGUGAUACUUUUGUUAGUGACCCCUGCUGGAGCUGAGUAGGUGCUGCAGCACCUAAGAAGCUGCCCGGAGAAGAUCCCAGCACACACAGAGCACUCCUUAUGUCAAUACAGUCUAUUUUCUUCUAUUUCCAUCGUGGACAUUCUUUAACGUGGUCACCGCUGAUGUUUGUCUCACAGGAUGCUGGAGUUGCACUUGCCCAGAUCACCUUCCUUCUACCCCCGCUCCCCCUUCACUGUUUUGUAUCUUUGCUAAUGAGGACCAGCUUUGAUGCUGAGCGUCCCCUUAGCAACUCCCUCACUUCUUCACAGUGCUCCCCAUUUCUCUAAGCCUUGCAUUUAGGCACACAAGAUCCCUCACCGCCCACCGCCCCCCACACACACAUACACAUGCUAUGAGUCUGUCUGUGUUCAAGGGAGGUGAAGGAAUGCCUAAAACUUCUCUGGCUGGCUGGCAUACCUGGGAACCGAAUGCCCCGGAGAUGCAAGAUGAAUCUGCAUCCAAGGCAUGGAGCUUCCAUAUUCCCGGUGAACCUAUGAUACAAUCAAAUGCUUUUGGUACCUGACACAGCACCCUGCUAAAAAGUUGGGAUGUGAGCCAUGGAGAAAUAUCUAGGUGUGGCUGCAAAUCCUUUGUGGAGCAUAAAAUAUGUGUCCUGCAAUUAUGUCUCUGUUCACCAACGGUGAUUUGUUUUUAAAAUGGAGGAGCCUCCCCGCAGGUUAGCAAUUCCUUUUCAAUCAGUUUCAUCCUGUGCAGCUGGCUUUGUCUCUUAUUUCAAGAAAUCAGUGGUUUGGGCUCUGGCUGCUGAGUGAGAAGUGCCCAAGAGCAAGGGAAGGAGGGGGGAAAUCAAAGCCAGGGCAGGCUGGGGGCAAAUUUGCCACUCAGUUUGGAUUUUGUCAGCCCUGUGUGACAAAAGAGCCCUGUUUUCCUGUGCGUCCUUUGCUGCAUUGACUGUUUACAUUUGUUUUACUUGUACAUAGGUUUGUAAACAUAAUAUCUUUGCCUAAGAUAUUUGUACAUAACUUGGGCUUUGUAGCUUUAUUUAUUCAGAAUCUCUGAGGCAUGUUUUCCCUAGGACAGUGUAUCAGAUUUCUGUGGUAACUGCCAUCCUGUGGUUUAACAAGAGAGAUGGUCCAAAAAUAAAGAUCUUUUAAUGUGGA
Molecule: messenger RNA, 5078 nt
Organism: Hemicordylus capensis (graceful crag lizard)
Lineage: Eukaryota; Metazoa; Chordata; Lepidosauria; Squamata; Cordylidae
Gene: NDEL1
Product: nudE neurodevelopment protein 1 like 1
Exons: 10
Coding region: 2688-3734 (348 amino acids)
Biological process (GO): establishment of mitotic spindle orientation; regulation of neuron projection development; vesicle transport along microtubule
Cellular component (GO): kinetochore; centrosome; kinesin complex
Molecular function (GO): microtubule binding
Source: RefSeq, a predicted model, not a curated record